AUGGCCACUCAGGUUCGACUUGCUGCCGCCCACGUCGCCCCCAUCUUUCUCUCCGCUCAAGAAACAACACACAAAGCAAUCCGCUUGAUCGAACAGGCCGCUAGAAACAAGGCAAACCUCGUCGCGUUUCCAGAAUCUUUCAUAUCUGCAUUCCCCAUCUGGAGCGCCUUGCGCCCGCCGACCGAGAACCAUGACCUCUUCCAGCGGAUGGUCCGGGAAUCCAUCCACGCAGAUGGGGAGGAGAUGCAGGCGGUUCGCGCGACCGCAAGGAAGUGCAACAUCACCGUCAGUCUUGGCUUCUCCGAAAAGGUCCGCACGAGCAGUGCGACCUUAUUUAAUUCGAAUGUGAUCAUUGGCAGUCGGGGCGACGUUCUUGUGCAUCACCGGAAACUCGUGCCGACGUUCUUUGAGAAGCUGACUUGGUCGCCUGGGGAUGGCUACGGAUUGCGGGUGGCGGAUACGGAAUUUGGCAAGAUUGGAGGUCUUAUCUGUGGGGAGAAUACUAACCCUCUGGCUCGAUAUGCUCUCAUCGCCCAGGGCGAGCAGAUCCAUAUCUCGACCUGGCCAGCCAUAUGGCCGACCCGGUUGCCAUCGCAAUCUGCGAUGGAAAAGCACAAUCCACAGCCCGAUGCGACAGGGAAGGCAAACUAUGACAAUGUCGCCGCGAACAGAAUCCGCGCGGCCGCCCAUUGCUUCGAAGCGAAAUGCUUUGGGAUUCUCUGCGCCGGGCUAUUGGGACCCGAUGCGAUUGAUAUCGUUUCCUCUGGUUCGUCUGGCCUAAAACAGUCCCUGGAGCAAUCCCAAGGAGCGGCGACUAUGUUUCUCGACCCAACCGGGGCGCCGAUACGGGGGUUUCGGAUAGAUGAGGCUACGUCAGCUCAGCAUUCUGUCGAUUUCCUACAAGCUCGGGAAGGGAUACUGUACGCCGAUGUUAAUUUGGCCGACUGUAUCGAGGGGAAACAAUACCACGAUACCGCCGGUGGCUACCAGCGGAUGGACGUCUUUAAUCUCCAGGUAAAUCGGACCCGUCAACAACCGUUGAGGAUAGUGAUCUUCGGUCACAAGUCCAACGCAAGCUUAGUAGCGACAAUGACAUCCGCCGAGCAAACCCACUUCCCCGUGGCCACGCCCGGACCUCACACUGUGCGUGUCGCCGCCGUGCAAGCGGAAGGCUGCUACUUCGAUCUGCCUGCCGCCGUGCUGAAGACCCGUGACCUGAUUGUCGAAGCUGCCCAGAAAGGCUGCGACUUGAUCGCUUUCCCGGAGGUCUGGAUUCCUCAGUACCCCGGGUGGAUUUGGCAACGACCCAUUGACUUCGAAAUGGUCUCCGAGUACAUGAGGCAUAGCCUCCGGCGUGACUCACCUGAGAUGCGUACAAUCCAGGAUUGUGCCGCAUCCCACAACAUUGCCGUCUGUUUGGGCUACUCCGAAAACGACAACGACUCUCUGUACCUGUCGCAGUCGUUUAUUGGCAAGGAUGGGGCGAUCAAGAUGCAUCGCCGCAAGGUCAAACCCACUCACGUAGAACGUACGAUCUAUGGAGAGGGCAGCGGCAGCUCCUUGAUGAACGUCGUCGACGAGCCUGACGUGGGCCGCGUAGGUGCCCUGUCCUGCUGGGAGCACUCGCAGCCUUUGCUCCGCUACCACACAUACUCUCAGGGAGAGCAGAUCCACGUGGCGGCCUGGCCCCCGAUGAAUCACUACAGCUCGUUCCCAGAUGGUAGUGCCUUGUGGUCGCAAUGUCGUGAAGGUGCCCACAACUUGUCCACCACCCACGCUAUUGAAGGAAACUGCUUUGUAGUUCUAGCCUCUUCUUUCUACACCAAAACUGGUAUUGAAAGAAUGAACCUGGGCGAUGGCAAGCUAUACCACAUUGGAGGUGGUGGUUGUGCUUGCAUUAUCGGUCCUGACGGCCGGAAGUUGACGCAGGACCUGGGCGAGGAGGAAGAAGGUCUCGUCAUUGCGGACCUGGACUUGAACGAGAUUAAAAAGGUCAAGGCCAUGUUGGACGUCCACGGCCAUUAUAGUCGCCCCGACCUGCUGUGGUUGGGGGUUGACAACCGGGAGAAGAGGCAGGUCCGUGCCGAGGCUGAGGUCAAGGGAACGUAUGUGUAA
This is a messenger RNA of Aspergillus bombycis, 2115 nucleotides long. RefSeq names its product carbon-nitrogen hydrolase family protein. NCBI's taxonomy places the organism in Eukaryota, Fungi, Ascomycota, Eurotiomycetes, Eurotiales, Aspergillaceae. The record is from RefSeq and is a predicted model, not a curated record. The transcript is spliced from 5 exons. The coding region runs from base 1 to 2115 and encodes 704 amino acids. Gene Ontology annotation, molecular function: catalytic activity.